AAUCCAUUUCAUCUCGAAAUUCAUCACUCGCAAAGUUGAUAAAUAUCUACAAAUAGAUUCUAAAUAAUGAAAAUCUGGGUGUUGUUAGCUUCCUCUUUGUUAUUAUCAUAUGUGCUCCUAGGCACAGCUGAGCAAUGCGGAUCACAAGCCGGUGGUGCUAUGUGUCCAGGAGGCUUAUGCUGUAGCAACUUUGGCUGGUGUGGCAGCUCCGACGCCUACUGCGGUGAAGGAAAUUGCCAAAGUGGUUGCCCCGGAGACGACGGUGGUGACGAUGGUGGCGGUGAUGGUGGUGAUGACCAAGAUGGUGGUGCUCUCGGUGAGAUUAUAACGAAAGAAAUGUUUGAAGCGAUGUUUCCGUAUAGAAACAGUGCCAGUUGUUUUGCUGUCGGCUUCUACACGUAUAACUCUUUCAUAGCCGCUGCAAAGUCUUAUCCGGCCUUUGCUGCGACCGGCGACGAAGAGACUCGGAAAAGGGAAGUUGCUGCUUUCUUAGGGCAAACUUCCCACGAAACUACUGGUGGAACGGGGUGGGAUGCACCAGGUGGUGCAUAUGCAUGGGGAUAUUGCUUUAAAGAGGAAAUAGGUUGCCCUGGAGAUUAUUGUCAGCCAGACGCCAGGUACCCUUGUGCUCCUGGUCAAAAGUAUUGUGGCCGAGGUCCCAUGCAACUUUCAUGGAACUAUAACUAUGGGCAAUUUGGAGAGGCCAUAGGACAGAAGGACCUGCUUUUACAAAACCCUACUGUGCUAAUAAACAACGCAACAAUGGCUUUCGAGUCUGCUCUUUGGUUCUGGAUGACACCGCAAUCACCGAAGCCUUCUUGCCAUGAUGUGAUCACCGGAGCAUGGAAACCUUCCAAUAAUGAUAUUACGGCGGGUCGGCUUCCAGGGUACGGUGUGCUCACAAAUAUUAUUAAUGGAGGCUUGGAAUGUGGUAAAGGCGGUCCGGACUCUAGGGUAGAGGAUCGAAUCGGAUUCUAUAAGACGUUCUGUGAUAAAUUUGGAGUUAGCUAUGGCGAAAACCUUGACUGCUACAACCAGAGGCCUUUCGGAUAUGGAGUCCUGGUGAGCUCAAUGUAGCUUUUGGUGCCAAAUGACAGCAAUAAUAAACAAUAAGCACUAGCUUGAUGCUUAUUAGAAUCGUGUUACCUUGUGACAUAAUGUUCUCUACUAUCGUGUUACCUUGUGACAUAAUGUUCUCUACUAUAUUAUGUGAAAUGGCAUGCUGCUUUG
Hibiscus syriacus is the source of this 1230-nucleotide messenger RNA. RefSeq names its product endochitinase 2-like. Gene Ontology annotation, molecular function: chitinase activity; chitin binding. Gene Ontology annotation, biological process: defense response to fungus; cell wall macromolecule catabolic process; carbohydrate metabolic process. Bases 67 to 1077 code for a protein of 336 amino acids. The transcript is spliced from 3 exons. The record is from RefSeq and is a predicted model, not a curated record. Lineage: Eukaryota; Viridiplantae; Streptophyta; Magnoliopsida; Malvales; Malvaceae.